This is a messenger RNA of Pelecanus crispus (Dalmatian pelican), 1206 nucleotides long. NCBI's taxonomy places the organism in Eukaryota, Metazoa, Chordata, Aves, Pelecaniformes, Pelecanidae. The record is from RefSeq and is a predicted model, not a curated record.
AUGGAGCUGGAAGCGCUGCGCUCUAUCUACGAGGGAGAUCUGUGCUUCAGGGAGCUUAGCCCGGUUUCCUUCCAGUACAGGAUAGGUGAAAGUGGAGAUCCUAAAGCCUUUCUAAUAGAAGUUUCUUGGCCUGAAACAUAUCCACAAACAGCACCAGUCAUAUCAAUGGAUGCUUUCUUCAACAACACAAUAUCUUCAGCUAUUAAACAAAGUAUAUUGGAUAAGUUAAUGGUAGAAGUUGAAGCAAAUCUUGGAACUGCUAUGACAUAUACACUUUUUGAAUAUGCCAAAGAUAAUAAAGAGUUGUUCAUGGAAAAUCAGCCUGUUAACACUGUGACUUCAGUAAGCAAUAGUAUUGCAAUUGGAACUCCUGAUGUGCCAGCAAGUAAGAAAAAAGAUAAAAAGGAGCAGUUAUCCAAAACCCAGAAACGAAAACUAGCCGAUAAAACAGAUAACAAAGGGGAGCUUCCACGAGGAUGGAACUGGGUGGAUGUAAUUAAGCAUUUAAGCAAAACUGGUUCUAAAGAUGAUGAAUAAAGGACUUUGGUACAAGGAAACUCCACCUUUUAAUACAGUACAAUUUUGGGUCACCAUCUUUCUCUUAAUAACUUUCGUAUUUGUUGAAGUAAACAUUUUAUAAAGCUCAAUUUCCUAACUCGCAAACCUAGUCACACAAGUUUAUCUAGAGACUAUGUGGUCUUCUUUGGGGAAAAAAAAAAAAACAAACUUGCCUUAAAUGAAGGUUAGAAUGUGGCAAAGGAUACAGAGAGCCAAUGUGGUGAAUAGUGCUAUAUGCAGUGUUUAUUAAUUUAUAUUUUACUCUGUAGUAAAAUCCUGUUAUAGUGAACCCGAUGAUACUGUAAACAUUUCCUGAUGUUCUUAUUCGAACUGAAGAAAAAAGCACUAUAACAGUGAUUGGUCACUUGACAGCAUAAUUAAAAAUAAAUUAUUCCAUGGAAACAAGACCUUUGUCAUUUGUUUAUCUAAUAUGAAUGUGGAAGGAGAACAUAAAAAUUGUUACAUUGCAAUACAGCCUAGAGCUUGUGCUCCCGUUUUCACUAGUUACUGGCUGAAAUAGUAAAUACUAGAGAAAGCAAGGCCAAAUAUUCUAGUCUGUUCAAAAACGAGUGGUUACAGCAGGAGUAUGUCUUCUUUAUUCCCUGUGGUAUCCAUCUAUUAGUCUUUCUACAGUAUGCAUCUUACAGA